This is a messenger RNA of Rangifer tarandus platyrhynchus (Svalbard reindeer), 1845 nucleotides long. The record is from the annotation of a GenBank genome assembly. Lineage: Eukaryota; Metazoa; Chordata; Mammalia; Artiodactyla; Cervidae.
AUGCUGUUAAGAGCGAGAGGGCCUGGAGAAGGUAUGGAAAACAUGAAUAAAAGAGACCAACUAUUCAUGAUGAUUCAGAAAAAUGAUAGCUCAGAUAAUCUGAUAUUUCAUAUGAAAAAUGAAAUCAGAAGCACCAAGUAUAAACCAGUAGACUACCAACAAUUGCAUGCAUUAACUGAAGCAAAAAAGUUAGCUUCUGCCUCUACAGAGCUAAAGAUCAGAAAAACAGUGCAGACUUCAAAGUUAUCUAAAGAACAAACACUAAUAAAGCAACACAAGCAAGUGUGGUGGCAAGAACACCAAAGGCUAAAUGAAGUCAGAUACAAAAUGGAAUCUGAGAUAAAAUCCUUAUUCAAUGAAAAGAACAUUGGAAAUGAAUGUCUUUCUGACCUUAUGAAUUUUGAACAGGAGUUAUCAGAACAAUGGUGCACAUAUCUUAAAAAUGUAAUAAAUCCUAUUCAGCAAUUGAGAGAAGAUCUAAAAUACAGACAGCAUCACAUUUCACAGUAUUCACACUCAUACAGUGAAUCUAACUCUGUGAAAGUAUUGGAAGAGGUUGACUUCGUGAAGAAACAACUGAAAGCUGUCUAUGAACAACUUAGGCUAGAGCAACAGAAAAUAGAAAAUUAUCUUUCAGACUGGAGCAUGAAAAUAUUAGAUCAUUCUUCAGAAGAAAGAAGUAACCUGCUUAGUGAACUGCCCAUGGAAUUAGAAACUUUGGAAUGUCCAUACCCUGACUUGAAAUCUUCAAUCCUUAAUGAGUUCUGUAACUUUACAGAGAAAUAUCAAAAGAAACUUCAAGAUUUUGAUCUGCAAUUAGAAGACAUAUACAGAAACUUCCAGUUAAGUGAUGAAGACCGCUGGAUUUACCAGGCUGUUUUGGAUCAGUAUCCUGGGAAUCUCUGUGGCAGAAGGACUUUGUAUCUGGACAUGUUACAAAGAUAUCUUCCACACAAAUCAAGGCAUGAUUUGGUCGAACAUGAGAAAUAUUGUGACCAAUAUCGCUUUGCUAAGGAGCAGCGAAGAAUCCUGAUAUUAAGUUGGAAUAAGACUAGGAGAGACUUUAUAGAGAAGGCUGUGCUGACACUGGCCGAAGCCUGUGCAACUCAUGAAAUGGAAAGCAUGUUGGAUAAGGACAGGAAAAAGCAACAGGAAGUGUGUGCUGAUCUGAAAGCCAAGGUUCUUCAGUGGCGAGCCCGCCAGGAAGAGGUAACAAGACUGGAAAUGGAAAUCUCUGCCAGAAGAAGAGAAAAGGAAGAGGAGAAAGAGAAACUGUGGAAGAAGAAGGAAUUGUUACAAAGAGAAGAGAAGAAAAAAGAGAUAAGAAAAUACUGGGCUGAUAAAGAACAGAAAUGGCAGGAAAUGGAAAUGAGAGAUCUUCGCCGUCUGGAAAAACUGAAGAAAUUAAUGGCUGAACAGUCAGUAAAAGACAGAGAAAGGGUUAAAUAUAGACAAGAAUUAUUGGAAAAGCGUUUGAUGGAGAAAAAAGAAGUGGCCCUUCAAGAAGCGCUUAAAGAGGAAGAGAGAGAAAAACGACUAGAAGCCCUGAGGAAACAGGUUGCUAUUGUCGCUCAAUUUGAUCCUGUUAGAAUGAUGUCAGAUACAGUGGCAUCAAAAGCAAGGAUGGGUAUUGGAACUGAAGAAGAAUUUAUUCUCCAAAAGCCACUCUUCACAUUGAAUACAUACAAUGAACAGCAGAUAAUUUCUGACCCUAGACUUCGUUUUGAGUUAGCGCUCCGAGAAGCUGGACUUCAUAAAACAUUUUAUGCCAAAGAGAUAUUACCAAAAAUCAGUCCUCAAAAACCUCCAAGAAAGGAUAUGGAGUCUACUGUAUUUAAAAUCUAG